Gongylonema pulchrum is the source of this 207-nucleotide messenger RNA. NCBI's taxonomy places the organism in Eukaryota, Metazoa, Nematoda, Chromadorea, Rhabditida, Gongylonematidae. The record is from the annotation of a GenBank genome assembly.
UCGAAAAGUCAUACUGAUAUUCGAUCCAGUGGACGGUUACUGGUGACUGGGCGGCACUAUGGCAUGUGGAAGAGUUUCAGUCAUAAUGAAUGCUUGACGGAUCAUAUGGAUCUCCUCACCGCUAUCAGGUCAGUUUCAUGGAUGAAUGAUCCAAUAUUGCACAAAUAUCAUGUUGAACACGAAAAAGUGUUCCGGUACUACAAGUGA